GGCGGGACCGGGGGACCGCGCGCCCGUGUGUGUGCGCGCGCGCCUCUGCACCGUGUUGAAAUGCCCUGCACGUCGGGGCAGCAGGACAGAGCCGAGGACGCGCGCGGAGCCUCCCAGGGUCCUGCUCUUGGGACAGCAGCCAUGACGGAGAACUCGGACAAAGUGCCCAUCGCCCUGGUGGGGCCCGACGACGUUGAGUUUUGCAGCCCCCCGGCAUACGCCACAGUGACAGUGAAGCCCUCCAGCCCCGCGAGGCUGCUCAAGGUCGGAGCCCUAGUCCUCAUUUCGGGCGCAGUGCUGCUGCUCUUCGGAGCCAUCGGGGCCUUUUAUUUUUGGAAGGGGGGCGACAAUCACAUUUACAAUGUCCAUUAUACCAUGAGCAUCAAUGGGAAAUUACAAGAUGGGUCAAUGGAAAUAGAUGCUGGGAACAACGUGGAGACCUUUAAAAUGGGAAACGGAGCCGAAGAGGCGAUUGAAGUUAAUGAUUUCCAGAAUGGCAUCACAGGAAUCCGCUUUGCUGGAGGAGAGAAGUGCUACAUCAAAGCCCAGGUGAAGGCUCGUGUUCCUGAGGUGGGCGCCGAGACCAAGCAAAGCAUCUCCUCCAAACUGGAAGGCAAGAUCAUGCCAGUUAGAUACGAAGAAAAUUCUCUCAUCUGGGUGGCAGUAGACCAGCCUGUGAAGGACAGCAGCUUCUUGAGCUCUAAAGUCUUAGAACUCUGUGGCGACCUUCCCAUUUUCUGGCUUAAACCAACUGCCCCGAAAGAAAUCCAGAGAGAAAGAAGAGAACUGGUAAGAAAAAUUGUCACCACGACGACCACAAGAAGACUACGCAGUGGACCACGGGACCAGCCAGGUCCUGGAAGACCGAGUAAUGAAACCAGACCCAGUCUUCAAGAGGAUUCAGAAUCCUUCAAUCCAGACAACCCUUACCACCAGCAGGAAGGGGAAGGCAUGACGUUCGACCCUCGUCUGGAUCAUGAGGGCAUCUGCUGUAUAGAGUGCAGGCGGAGCUACACCCACUGCCAGAAGAUCUGUGAGCCCCUGGGGGGCUAUAAUCCGUGGCCUUACAACUACCAAGGCUGCCGGUCAGCCUGCAGAGUCGUCAUGCCAUGUAGCUGGUGGGUGGCUCGCAUCUUGGGCAUGGUGUGAUGUCACUUCACCUACCAGGUACCAUAAAGGAAGAAUUCACUCCAGAGGCAACCAAAGUUUGAGGCACUGUGAUGCUGAAGGGACCACAAGGUGUUACGUGGUCCACCCGAGCAAUGUUAUUUGAGACACUUAACAGAAUAUUGUCAACCGCUUUACAGAACUUUACUCAGAAUUGCACAUGUACUGAAAGGGUAGUUUUAAGUCUAAAAAAUACCAUUAUCCUUUUAUUACUUGCUAUUUUUUAUUUGCUUUUCUUUGCCAGUAAGGCCUACCUAUAAGAAAGACUUCCUUACCAAGCUUUUCUGGGAUUAUCAUGAAAUAUUACUUACAAUUUGUCAAAGAUCUCAACUGGACAUUUGAGUUCCUUUUAAAUCAAGUUACUGACUAAAACAACUGUUUUC
This is a messenger RNA of Phacochoerus africanus (Common warthog), 1550 nucleotides long. RefSeq names its product chondromodulin (gene CNMD). Gene Ontology annotation, biological process: negative regulation of endothelial cell proliferation; negative regulation of angiogenesis. The coding region runs from base 61 to 1149 and encodes 362 amino acids. The transcript has 7 exons. The record is from RefSeq and is a predicted model, not a curated record. NCBI's taxonomy places the organism in Eukaryota, Metazoa, Chordata, Mammalia, Artiodactyla, Suidae.